CGCUGUUUAACACAGUUCCCACAGGUAGAAAGCAAGCAAGCAAAGGGUUGUUAGUUUUAUAACCUCAGAGUCCUGAUUAAGGAUUUACAAGUUCGUUUCCCUUUAGUGACAGAGGAAACCAAAUGGGGAUCUUGUACUCAGAGCCCAUGUGUCAGGCAGCUUAUGAUGAUGACGUCCACAAGUUGCAUGAACUGAUCUCGGCUGAUGCCAGAAAUGUGAAUGUUCAAGAUAAAGGAACGGGAGACACGCCGAUCAUAGCCGCCUGUAGACGGGGAAACAUCAGGAGUGUCAAAUACCUUCUAGACUACAAUGCAAAUGUGUCCAUUAGGAAUAAGAAAGAAAGGACCUGUUUGCACUAUGCUACAAGGAGAACAUUCUCCUUCCUGGAUUACCUGAUGAUUGCCAUUUUAAUGCCCAUCUUGUUAAUUGGUUAUCUAAUAAUGGAAGAGAAGCAAAGAAAAAAUGUGAAAUUGAUGGAGUUUCUUUUGGCCACUAAGGUGGAUGUUAAUGCUGUAGACUAUAAGGGGAACACUGGACUUCAUUAUGCGUGCCAAAGAAAAAGUCAAAGGAUCGUUCCAUUGUUAUUGCAGAAAAAUGCAGAUGUUUCUAUACAGAACAAAAAAAGUGAAACUCCUCUAGAUAUUGCAAAGAGACUACAUUUCUACAAAAUUGUUACAAUGUUAAUGAAAUCAAAUUAGUAUUAAUUGAGGACAUAAGAGAACAGAGACUUGUUUCAUGUGCAGAAGCAGUGCGGUCCUUUACAAUUCACCAGAUGAGUUUAGAUUGGGUUUUCUCAGAUGAACGAUGUUGCCAUACUAAUUUCUAUUUAAGUAUAUUUGAUUUACUGUUUUGUUAAGUAAUGAGUAAAAGUUUCUUAUAUAUUGUAUAUUGAUAAUUUAAUGUACUGUAUAUUCAGGUUGUUUUAAAGUGUGUGUUAAAGUUUGUUUUUAUCACUGUAAGGUAUCAUGGAUUUAGUUUGUGCCACGUUGUUGGUUAAAAAAAGAAAACCCCACUAAAUAAAGUUAUUUUCUGUAUACGUC
This is a messenger RNA of Rhinichthys klamathensis goyatoka, 1040 nucleotides long. RefSeq names its product ankyrin repeat domain 22 (gene ankrd22). Gene Ontology annotation, molecular function: protein binding. The coding region runs from base 123 to 698 and encodes 191 amino acids. The transcript has 6 exons. The record is from RefSeq and is a predicted model, not a curated record. NCBI's taxonomy places the organism in Eukaryota, Metazoa, Chordata, Actinopteri, Cypriniformes, Leuciscidae.